Rhipicephalus microplus (southern cattle tick) is the source of this 6860-nucleotide messenger RNA. RefSeq lists its product as uncharacterized. The record is from RefSeq and is a predicted model, not a curated record. Lineage: Eukaryota; Metazoa; Arthropoda; Arachnida; Ixodida; Ixodidae.
CGCACUUUCUCAGCUUCACUCGCACAAGCGACAGUGCCGUAGUAGCCUGUCUGUACGCUUUGCUUUGUUUUCCUUUGUCCUCGGUUUUCCCUUUCUAGGCAGCACUUCCCUUUCCUUCCUGCUGGCUACAGCGGUGGCCGGAACUGUGGUGUAUGUAGACCGGCGCACCGAGGAAGCCUAAAGGGGGGCAACCACGUUCAGGUCUAAACGUUACCCCCUCCUCCCUGACACCCCCACCACACGCACGCCCUCGUCUCCCCCAUACCUCUGUAGGCGAGGAGACGCUCGCUGCUUGAGGCACCGUUCGUGGUCAGUGCAGCGCGGGCGCCCGAAACUGGUGCGUCUCGGAAGGUCUCCUGGUGAAGUCGUAGACGACGUGUCUGUGGUACAGUCGUGCCUGUUGUACAGUGGUGGGUGUCGUCGUCAUCCUCGUCACAGGUCGCCAGCGGCCGGACCCCCGAGGAGCGUGUGCAACCAGCCGUGUGAGUCGACGGCGCGGGGUGCCCCGCACGCCCGCAUUUUGUCGCGCUUGAGACCUCUCGGAGGAAAAGUAUCGAGGACUUUUUUUUUCGGUGCGUGGGUAUCUGUACUCUUCGAGAAAACACUCCCGCCCCUUCCAACGCCGUCGCGGUGCGUUGAAAAGCGCCGACGCCGGCCGGAUCAUCGGCUCAUCGAACGAGAAGCUCAGCCGAUGAAGAUGGCAUCGAUCCCGGUAUUCCUGGUCCUCUGCUGCUGGUUGGCAGCAGAAGCCAGCGGUCAGCGCUUCCAGCAGCAACGACUGGAACAGACAACCGUGGAACGGCACCCACAGGAGAAGCAAGAGGAUGCACCGUAUUAUCAGGAUUCCGCCCUGCCGCGGUCGGCACCGGCCCUACCUCGCUACUAUCCUCCAGCGCCCGUUCAUUACGUCAGCAUCGGCGAGAAGCUGGAUGGCGAGUACCGGUUCGGCUACGACUCCGGUAACGGGCCCCUGGGACACAGCUUCCGCCAGGAGUUCCGGCUUCCAGAUGGCAGCAUCCGCGGUUCCUACGGCUACGUGGACUCCAGGGGACACAUGCGCCGCGUGCACUACACAGCCGGCAAGAGCGGCUUCGUCAUACUUAAGGACGAACGCAUCUUGGACAAGGAGCCCCCGAAGGACACACUCCUCGAAAAGGACGACUUGCCCAGCACCACGGCUUCCCCUGCAAAGAGCGACGAAGUGCCACAGCGAGCCCAACAGCUACUGCCACGAGCGCCGCAGUUUCAGGAGGAAAGCCGCAAUGUGGAGACGCAGCAGUCGCCCAGGGCCCAAGUGGCACCCGUGCCACUGCCUUCCAAGUCGGCGCAGGAGAUCCAGGCCGAGUACUUCCGUAGCCGACUUCACGCCUCGGGCACGGUGGCCCGCGAGCAGUACGCUGAACCAGACGCCGCGGUUCAGCCCACUGUUGUAGCCGAGGAGCAACCUCCACAGCAGCCCCCGCAGAAGCCCCGUAUCGCCAGGCCUCGCCCGCACAGGAGGAGGAAGCGCCCAAAGAAGACUACCACCACCACCUCCACCACUACCACUGAGGCUCCCGCACAGGAGGUGAAGAGCGAAGAAGCUACCAAAGAGGAAGAGUCACCAAAAGUCGUUGAGGCACCGGAACCUCAACCCUCACCAGCUCCUCAGCGCCCCUCUUCUAUCGUGAGACCGAGAAAACUUCACCGACCACCUUUGGCUAACUUGCCCCCACCAGGACAGCGCCAAACGUCCGUGCAAGGACCACCUCCUCUGCAGUCACCGCCACUAGAACAAGGACCACAGCUGGCACAGUUUCCAAUUCCAGAAGUGCGGAGGCCCACUCAACUUCAACGGGUUGCGACCGAAGAGCAAGAGCUUCCACAAGCUCAAAGACCUGUUCAAGGUCACGGAGCUCCGCAAGUAAUCCAAAGGCACCGGCGACCUCCGGCCACCGCAGCACCGGAUCAAGAGCGUCAGCCGCAAGGGCCUCGAGAUAUAGAAGUUCACAGACCGCCUCAGCGCUUCGGUUCGGCACGACGCCAAUCCCAUAUUGUGCGCGAACCAGAAGUUCAACGAGCCCCACCCACACGCGCUGAGCCAGCCGUCGAACCCUACGUGCCACCGCCAUCUCUAGUCGACUCAACACAUGGCAUUGCAGCAGGAACAAACUUCGGCUUCGGCAUGCGGCUGAGUGGAAGGCGCUCCUCACAGACCAUUGUGGCUCAGUCAGAUCAAAGCCGUGACCCCGACGUUCAGGCAGAGGAGCGACCGACUGUUUCACCGCGCCACAGGAGCCGUUACCAUACAACUAGGCGAACUCGCCGACCCACGCUCUCCAUUGAAUCUGAGUUUCCCGACUUACCGGUAACCAGGGCACCGCACCGAGCAGCCGCUGGUUUGUCAUCUAAGAGAAGGCGAGUUAAAGUAUCUAGACCUCUACAGCUUCCACAGGUAUCCACUGAAGAAGUCACGACACCUAUACCCGCAACAACUACCCCGGAGCCUUUGCCAACGACUACUUCCAGCAUUGUGACACCUGGUACCCUUCCGGUCAGCACUGUAUCCUCGACGCCUGGGCUGGUGACUCCCGUAUUUCCUUCGGCAGAACAGUCGUUCUACAGAACGCAUGGACUUCCACAGGGUCCUUACAACACGUACGGCCAAGCUGUCACGGUGCCUCAGCAACCGUUAACUCAGCCUUCUGUAUUGACUCCCCCAGUCACCCAGGCCGACACGGCGGCUGUCACUCCGGCACCUAUAGAAACGCCUCCAUCAGCCGGUAAAGAGCCUGAUACCUCUCCUGUUAGGCCUGUGGACCUGCCAAACACAAUUGUGUCACAGCAGAGACCACUACUAGGACAACCAGGGGCGUUCCCACUGCCCCCUCGUAGCCAAUUUGGACAGCCCUCUUUGUUACCCGGGCAGGCACCACCACACCUAAGUUCUCCAUUCCCUCAAAGGCCCAUCUAUCAGCUGCCAGGAUUUAACCCUGGACAAGGUCCUCCUGUCCCACAGCACUAUUUUCCAGCCCUUGGAGCGCCAUUUGUGCCCCGAAACAGCACAUUCGUGGAAAACGUUCCCGUGCCAGGCCAGCCAAGGGUACCAGAAGGUGCUCAGGCACAACCUCUAAGGAACAGGACAUCAGAAGCUUUUCCCCUUCCAGUUCAACGAAGCUUUGUUGACGCUUCGGGGGCGGCGCAAGGUGGUUUCGGACAGCAGCGACCAGCGUUGGCGAAUCCAUUCCCCGCAGUGCAACCCGCUCAUGUGUUCGGACCUCCUUCUGGCAGCGUUCCUCAAUUUGGCGGCUUUCAAAGCCAGUAUCCUGCGGCCCCAUUUCGUGGUGCGCCAACGCCAGGGCUUGUCGAUUCCCAAUUACGCGGUCAGGCUCCACUGACACUUCCCAACCAGGCUGCCGCCGCUGCUUCCCAAACAACUCCAAGUCAUCAGCGUAACAGUUUCGUCACAGAAGCGACACCAGGUGGCAACCAAGCAAAUGAUUUGGGAACGACGCCUCUAUCGCUAAGCUCUCGCUCCACGGCAGCCGAGGACCAGUAUGUGGAUGAUGUCGGCACCACUUUGCAACUACCCACACCUGCUCCACCUCCAGCGCCCUCGCUAUCCACUCUAAGUGGCGAUAGGACAACUUCCGCACCAUUCGACUACCAAACGCCGAGACCUUCAGGCCUACAAUACCAAACUCCAUCAAGGCCGGGCGAACAGUUUGCUACUUCACCCGGUGUGCCUCUAUACCAGACGACACCUAGGCCAGCACUGCAAUUUCAACAGUCUCUCGAACCACAGCAACGAACAACUCCGACUCCCCAGUCCGAGCCAUCUGCUCCUGGAGCACCACCGUCAAGCCAGAGCCAGUUUCGACUCGGCACACCACAGCAACAACAACAGAACACGCUUGGUGCUCAGCCACAGCUCAACAGUAUAGGAGGGGCACAGCAAGGUUACGAUCCUUUCCAGCAGCAGUUUGGAGGUGGAUACCAGGUUGGAAACAACCUGUUCAGUCCAGUUCAGCAAACGUCACAGGACCUCGGAGGCGGCUACCAGUAUCCAGAUUCUGGUCCAUUCCAGACGCAAUUCGGGGGGCCCUAUCAACCCCAGUAUACCACCAUUGAUGACUACUCACAGUAUCAGGGAUCUGGUCUAGGCGACAUAAGAGGAAGUGGGACAAAUCAACAGGGAUACAGGGCAACGACACCUCCUGUCGUCGACAGCAGAUUGCUUUCAUAUGACAUCGGGGUUCCCUACAGGUCAUAGUAUUCACGUCACUUCAUAUUUCGACGAAUGUCGGUAUUUUUACGUUACGUCCAGACAUGAAUGUACAGAGCGUAACAGUUGGGCAGCUUCUGUUUUUAGGUAUUUGAGGCGCUUGGAUGCAAGAGAUUUAGAUUGGUAGUCUCUGGACGAGAAGACAAAUUUACGAUUAGGGUUGUUCGACAAGGGCUGUGGAUUGUACGUGUGCAUCCGACUAUAUUGCUUUGUUAGCGCUUUGUUUCGUUAAAAAUGGUAAUGGUAAAAACAUCUUUGCGAUUACUGAUGGAACUAUUACAAGCUUCACAUCGAGGGCACGACACAUGUAGGUAUGAUGUACAGAAAAAGGAUACAUUCAGUUUACUUCUGUUAUUAGUAGAUGGGGCUUAAAAGUGUUAUAUUGCAGCAUGACGUGAUUAUUGAAACAUCACAUUAUUGGAGGAGCUUGACUUGGCGUUUGUUUUAUUUGUAUGGAGCUUAGUGGUAUGCUUGUGAGCAUAUGGCUAGGUUCGAUAAACGCGUCAGUGAAACAUCUUUAUUCAGACCUUCAACGUUUCUUUGAAGCAAUAUUUUCUGGUGGACACCUACAUGUCUAUUUUAGAGCGUAUCGAAUGAUUCUGUGUUUGCAUGCCUAUGUGUUCGUGCUCUACCUGCUCAUGCACUUUUAAUCACCUCAAAUAACCCAUUGUAUUGUUCAGCCGAAAGCUGAUUUCUUCUCAUACUGUCCCCUCAGGCAUGCAUGUCAUCUCCAUUUUCACUUAUUUGGUGAGGAAAAGUUGUAGCUGUAUGGAAAGCAUUUUCUAUACUUAGGCCAUACUCAAGGGACAUGAAGGCAGCAGUACAGUUUCAUCCUUUAAAAGCGAAGGAUACACAAAUUUAAGGUGAUUAGAAUGACUGAAACGACGCCAGAGUUUCAAUUACUUGUGAAUAUGGGAAUGUUUAUGCCCUUUCUCUAAAACGUAUGUGACUUUCAGAAAAUAGCAAAUGCCUCCAGUCUAUCGAAGAAAGUUCACAGUUUCGGAUGGCUGAUUAUAUUGGCAAUAUAAAAUGAUGGAAUCAAAGUGAAUCAAAAUAUUCAACAUGUGGAUGUAACUCGCCUUAGAGUAUUGAAGGAUUGGAAGAAUGAUGACGAGACUGGAGAGCUGCUUGAUUUUGCUAAAAGGUGACGAGAGCUUCGUAACCACAUUGUAUAAGCAAGCCACUCAUAAAUGGCUCAUGAUGCGAGAAAAAAUGUCGUGAGUUGGCUGAAAAAAUAUUUUUCUUGCCUAAAAUACAAAAAAUUUUGCACACAUUUACGAGCAAAACUGGCGAUAAUGAAAAUCCACAGCUGAAUUUUUCAGAGGCAAAACAUUCAAAUAGAAAUAAAAAGUACUUGAAUCAGAUGCUGUUAAGACAUGUAAAUGGCCAUUAGCUUUGCAGUAAUACAAAAAUUCCUGCAGUGAACUGUUCAGUAUAGAAGAUAUGCUGCUGCUUCUUUCUUUUUGCAUGCCCAAUUCCCAGGACAAAAUAUUUUUCAUAUUUCUAGUAGGGGGUGACUUCUCUCUGAGAUCCUGAACUUUUAUAUCUUAAUUCGCCUCACUGCAACUCUUACGGAAGGCUUGUGUGACAUGGGACAGAAUGUCUGAACCGUAUAUGUGAUGUCUUCAUGUGAAGGGUAGAACCUUGUUUCAGCAGACUGGUGAUGCACUGUUCACGACAUACGGGCAGAAUAGAACUUUCGAGUUGUUCAGUACUUUACUUGGCCAUUGCUGGACUGGCGUUGGUAAUUUUUUUGUAUUGUUCUUAAAAAAAAUCGUUCUAGCGUAGCCGCUCUAAUCUGGAAGGGGUGCUACCUGCCUUAAAGGAAAAAAAACUACGUACUGCUGGCUUCAGCACUUGCGUAAAAGAUCGCAUGUCCUGCACUGGUGUAAGUAGGCUUUAGUUACCGAAAUAGACAUUGUCUUUCUAUAUCCUCCACACGACUACGAAUGAAAAAAAGAUCGAAGAUAGUGAGCCCAAGGUGAACAGUAUCGUACAAUUUUUUUCUCCUUUUCAUGAAAAUGGUUGUCGACCGAAAGUUCACGCCCAGAUAGCGUGAAAAAAGUUGCGUUGAGAAAGACAUAAUGGAACUUGCGAUUCGGUUGGUCCAGAAACUUCGUACGUCGUACUAACUGAGGACAAUUUGUUGGAAUUUCAUUCCUUCGUGAGGUCAUCUGUUCCAACCGGGAAAGUUGGGGUGCUUUGAAGAAAUGUUCAGUUAUGUAAAAGUCGCUUUCAGGAAAGUGAAUUGCUGCCGACGUUCUCACAUAAGACGUCUCAUGUGGAGCACCGGAAUAUGGAGCUGCAAAGUACAGCAGGGUGACGCCAUCUGAAAUUCUGUUCCCUCAAAGCAUGUCUUCUUAGUAAUGUGCACCGGCACGUAUCUGCUUCCUUACAUUCAUGAGUUUGUCUGCGUAACCAAAUGAAGAGUGCAGUAUUGUUUGCCAAGAUAUGUGUAUAUAUAUUUUAAUGGUGUUUUAAGCUAAACGAAGCACAGAGUACAGAGCUACCUUCUUCACUUGUUGACCGUGCUGUGUUUGUUAUGACAAGAUUUUACUUUAUUGUUGUAAUAAAUAAAAAUGUAUUUGUUAUGUAC